UAAUACAAUUAGUUUUCCUUAAUAUUUUUACUAACCAGAGAUAUUUUCAUGAAUAUUUUUUCAUUUUUAGGUUUGAGUCACUUUCUAGUAGCUGUUCAGAUAAUAGAUUUCAGGGGCCUGCUCCAUCUCGGUGGCAGCAACAACAGGUACACCAGCAGCAAGCACAUGGAAGUGAUGAACUGCCACCAGCGGAUCCCGUGAUUCUUGACCUCAUAGCACAGGAUACAGUGAAGACUGUUAGAUUACCUGAUGUACACAAGGAAGUACGUUUCUAUGGUGACACAGCUGUAGUGAUGCUAGCAUCGGAUGAUCCAAGAGAAAUUUGUUUCCAGGAUGGUGUCCGGAAGGUCACAUUUGAUGACAGAGAGUUUGUGCUGUGUUCUUUGAAUGACUCAUAUAAAGAGUGUAUUAUCUAUGGAAGUACACACAGGAUACGACUUGGUGCACCAACCCGUGAACUCUAUGUUGAUGGCAAGUGGUAUGGAUGUUCCUUUGGUGGUCCUCCAGUUACAGUUGAAAUUGGUGGGAAGAAGCAUAUUGUCAAGUUGGAGGGUCCACCUCCUGAAGUUAAAAUUGGCUUGAAGCGGACAGAUCUGGUGGCUGGCAAGAUAUAUUUAAUCAUUGACAACAGCAAAGUGGUACCUGUGUUCUUAGAUGCCAA
Messenger RNA from Cryptotermes secundus, 661 nucleotides. Its product is annotated as polyadenylation and cleavage factor homolog 11-like. The record is from RefSeq and is a predicted model, not a curated record. Lineage: Eukaryota; Metazoa; Arthropoda; Insecta; Blattodea; Kalotermitidae.